Messenger RNA from Hemibagrus wyckioides, 1441 nucleotides. Its product is annotated as GTPase IMAP family member 9-like. The transcript has 2 exons. Gene Ontology annotation, molecular function: GTP binding. Lineage: Eukaryota; Metazoa; Chordata; Actinopteri; Siluriformes; Bagridae. Bases 151 to 831 code for a protein of 226 amino acids. The record is from RefSeq and is a predicted model, not a curated record.
AACAGGUAGUUUAACAACAGAUUUUUGCAUGACAUGGAUUAUAUGAUUAUGUGUCAGAAAGCAGUGGAACGCAACAGAUCUUCACAACACAAUCUACAAGACUGAACAAGACUCUUCUCACCCUUUCAUUUCACUUCCAAACUCUAAACAAUGGAGCGGCGGAUUGUUCUUCUGGGGAAAACUGGAUCAGGGAAAAGUGCCACUGGAAACACCAUCCUUAAGAGCAACUAUUUUGAAGUGAAAUCUUCUCCUGUAUUAGUGACUAAAAAAUGUGAAGUGAAAACAAGUGGGCACAUUAGGGUUAUUGAUACACCAGGCUUGUUUAACACAGUGCUAACUCCACGCCAAUUAAGAGAAGAAAUUGAUGAGUGUAUGAGCAUGUCAGCUCCUGGUCCUCAUGUGUUCCUGCUGGUGGUCAAACUGGGCAGAUUCACAGAUGAAGAAAAGAAUAUACUGCGGUGGAUUAAGGAGAACUUUGGAAAACAUGCCUUGCGCUACACCAUUAUUGUGUUCACUCAUAUUGAUCAGCUUAGAGAGGAGAAACUGGAAGACUUUUUGGCAGAGAGCACAGAACUAUGGCAGCUCCUCAGCAGCUGUGGAAAUCGCUAUCAUGCAUUUAACAACAAUGAUUCCAAUCCUUCCCAGGUAGAAGAGCUGAUGCAGAAGAUUGAUAACAUGGUUUUGAUGAAUGGCAAGCUUUAUUACACUUCUGAGAUGUACAACUAUGCUCAGGGAAAGGCCGGAUCUGGGGAAAUGUUUGCUUUAGGCUUUGUUGCUGCUACAGGAAUAGCUGCAGGACUAGCAGUUUUAGGAAUUUUACUCAGAAAAUGAAUCCAGUGUUGACCAAAACAUAAUGAAAGUCAAUACUCAAUCUCAUUUAACACAGCCAGACCUGACAAUGUCAAAUAUCACAGAGUAAUAAGGAGCAUUACAUUACAAAACUGAACUGUGAUUCAUUCAUGGUACAUGUACAUGGACUGGAUCCGUUUAUUAGUUUCCUUUGCGUGAUAUUUUUUUUAAAUGUACCUCUUAAAUGGGUUUGGACUUAACCCUUUAAUGUCCAAAGCAAUGGAAAAAUUCUUAUUUUGCAUUAUUUAAUUAAUUCAGUCAAUAAUAACAACAAUAUAUAACUGUUUUUUUAACAGACCCCAAAGUUAUUUAAAUUUAAAAUUUAUUUAGGCCUCUACCAAACGGCUGCCCAAUCCACUUGGGUUAAGUUAAAAAAAUUGUUAAUGAAAUAUAUUGACUCGGUGAAACGGUCACACAGAACAUUAAAGGGUUGAAACAUUUAUCUCAUUAGCAUUGUUAUGUUUUUUUUUGUUUGACUGUAUGAACAUUUUGAAUUAUUUUAACCCUUUCCUGUAAGAUGUGGGAUUAGCUUGAAGUAGAAUUUGGAAAGUCUAACAAUGUGUGUAAUAUUGAAAAAUGUAAUAAAAAAUGU